This is a messenger RNA of Schistosoma margrebowiei, 363 nucleotides long. Lineage: Eukaryota; Metazoa; Platyhelminthes; Trematoda; Strigeidida; Schistosomatidae. The record is from the annotation of a GenBank genome assembly.
AUGUUUUUGUCUUGUUUGGCUAUAUUAACCACAUUUUUAUUUGUUCGAUUUGCAACUAAAUUGUAUAGAUCUUGCUUGAACCCAAUGAAUUAUCAUAAGUACUUUGGUCAUCUGUGUUUUCGAAAUUCUGGCUUUAAACCCAAAUCUUUAUUUGGAAGACGUUACCUCACUAAAGGGGCUGUGACACGAGACUUGAAUACUUCUGACUCCCAAAAAAGUGAAGGGAAUAUUUCAAACAAAGAUAUGUCCGAGAGCCCCUCAGAUUAUGUACAUCCCGAAAGCGGUGAGAGAGGAGGACCUCGUGGCCCAGAACCAACGCGAUAUGGGGAUUGGGAACGUAAAGGACGUUGUAUCGACUUCUAA